CGUCACAAGACAGGAGCGACUCGGGACCAUGAGAGCAGCCAGCAUCCUUCUGGAAUGGGUUGUUCCAUGGCUCUCCUUGUGCCUUGGACUCUCCACAGCCACUACCAUGAUUCAGAAACUGGGCCCAAUAGCAGUUAUAAAUGAAGCGAGACCUUCUCACAACAACCAGUUCUGCAGCACAUGGGGAAAUUUCCAUUUCAAGACCUUUGAUGGAGAUUUCUUCCACCUGCCCUCCACCUGUAACUACCUCUUCACAUCGCAGUGCAAGGCCAGCUACGAGAGUUUCAACAUCCACGUCCAGCGGCAGGAGGUAGACGGGGAAAUCUCCAUCAAGAGAAUCUUGAUGAAGCUGGAUGGAGUUGUGGUGGAAUUCGGCAACUCUUCAGUGAACGUCAACGAUGAACCCGUGUCCAUACCAUUCACCAAGGAUGGCAUUUCAAUCGAGAAAACUAUGUCCUACAUUAAACUGGAAGCUAAGCUGGGACUGGUUUUCAUGUGGAACCAAGAGGACUCCCUCUGGGUGGAGCUGGAUGUUAAAUUUAAAAACCAAACUUGCGGUCUGUGUGGCGACUUCAAUGAAAUCCAGAAAUACAACGAGUUCAUCCAGUUAGGGGUUCUCAUAAGUCCAGAAGAUUAUGCAGAGCACUACAAAAUGGAUGGUCCUGAAGAAUUUUGUAAAGCAAUCCCCCCGCAAGUUUCAGAGAGUUGUUCAAAUCAGAUGGACAUCUGCAAGAACCUGCUGACUGGACCUGCAUUCUCCAGCUGUCAAGACCUGAUUGAUACUGAAGCUUUCAUCGAAGCGUGCAUGAAAGACCUUUGCUCCUGUAACAGCAGCAGCAGCUCAUGCUUGUGUUCGACCGUGUCCGAGUACUCCCGGCAGUGCGCUCACGCAGGAGGAAGACCACACCAGUGGAAGACCAAACAGCUGUGUGCCAAAAGUUGCCCUUUCAACAUGGUGUAUAAGGAGUGUGGCAGACCCUGCACUGACACCUGUAGAUUUCGCCACAAAAGCCAGAUGUGUGACGAGCACUGCAUCGAUGGAUGCUUCUGUCCAGAGGGAACUGUCUUUGAUGAUAUCUCACAAAGUGGAUGCAUCCCUCUUGAGCAGUGCUCUUGCUUUCACCACGACAACGUUUACCCACCUGGGGAGUCGUUCUCCAGGGCAUGCAAAACAUGCACCUGUACUCAGGGUGCGUGGGUCUGCACAGAAAAGGACUGUCCUGGGAUCUGCUCCAUCAGAGGAGGCUCACACUUUUCCACAUAUGAUGAUCGCAGAUAUGAUUUUCAUGGAGAAUGUGUGUAUGUUUUGUCCAAGACUUCUGAUGGGGCUUUUAGUGUGCUUGGUAAUUUGGCCAAAUGUGAAAUUUCUGAAAAAUCGACUUGCCUGUCUGUAGUGACUCUACUGCAGAAUAACACGACAAUUGAAAUUAAAGCCGACGGAAAAAUAUUAUACAACAAAAUGGUUUCUCAGCUUCCUCUUAUCACGAACGACUUUACGAUCUUCAGCCCGUCUUCGUUCUUCAUUGUGCUCCACACAUCCGUUGGGAUGGUUCUUGAGAUUCAGCUCGUACCCGUGAUGCAGCUCUACAUCAAAGCAAGCGUCUCCUUGAAGGGAAACCUGAAGGGUCUUUGUGGAAAUUUCGAUGGUGAUUCCCUUAACGACUUCCGAUCAACAUACGGAUUGGUUGAGGGAACAGCUGCAACGUUUGCCAACACGUGGAAAAGCAAACUGGACUGCCCAGAUGUAACAAACGUACUUAGUGACCCCUGCUCUUCAAAUAUUGACAAGGAAAAGUAUGCCAAAACCUGGUGCUCAGUCCUGACAGAUCCAAACGGAGAUUUUUCACAAUGCCAUCAUGAUGUAAACCCAAAGGAUUAUGAAACUGCUUGUAUUUAUGACACUUGUUCGUGUGAAAACAGUGAGGAUUGCAUGUGUGCUGCCUUAUCCUCAUAUGUCCAUGCCUGUGCUGCUAAAAGCAUUAAAAUUCAUGGAUGGAGACAAUAUGUCUGCGAAAAGUAUACAACUAGCUGCCCCUCUAACUUUGUGUAUAGCUACCACAUGAAGAGCUGUGGUCGUACGUGCCGCUCUCUGACGCAGUCAGACCUAACAUGUGGGGUCGACUUCACCUCGGUGGAUGGCUGUGGCUGUGAUAAAGGAACCUAUCUGGAUGACAAAGGACAGUGUGUGCCAGCCGCACAAUGCUCCUGUCACGCCGGAGAUGAAGUAGUUCGGCCUGGAGAGAUGAUCAAGGUCCAAGGACAAGUAUGGUAA
Molecule: messenger RNA, 2272 nt
Organism: Nematolebias whitei (Rio pearlfish)
Lineage: Eukaryota; Metazoa; Chordata; Actinopteri; Cyprinodontiformes; Rivulidae
Product: mucin-2
Exons: 17
Coding region: 29-2272 (747 amino acids)
Cellular component (GO): extracellular matrix
Molecular function (GO): protein binding
Source: RefSeq, a predicted model, not a curated record